This is a messenger RNA of Aspergillus udagawae, 1821 nucleotides long. RefSeq lists its product as uncharacterized. The transcript has 2 exons. Bases 1 to 1821 code for a protein of 606 amino acids. The record is from RefSeq and is a predicted model, not a curated record. Lineage: Eukaryota; Fungi; Ascomycota; Eurotiomycetes; Eurotiales; Aspergillaceae.
AUGGACCACUCUUCUGGGUCUGGCAUUACUCCUGGAAAUCAGGAUGGGCGCAGUCUAUUCGAAUGGGAGCGCCUUUAUCCCCAGGCUCCGAGAUCUGUCUCAGUCAACCGUUUUAGUUUGUUCAGUUUAGAUAGCAUCGACUCGGGAGUGGGCCUGCAUGGGCGCGAGUCCCCAAACCCACAAUUCAUGGCCCGGAAUAUGAUUGCUGGUCGAACUCACGUCCCGCGUUCCCUCACGACUGGUAUGAGUCGAACAUACAUAUGCGAUUUGUGUGACGAGUCCGGUCGGAACAUCUUCUAUUACUUUAACGAUCUCAAAAGGCACAAGGAGACGAAGCAUGAGAUCACAGACCACAUCCAGCAGCCAUUAUUGACUGUGGCAAAGGAAGCCGUAUCAAAGACCACGAAUCAGGUUGAGGAGCCAAGUACACCAUCGGAGCCUGGCCACGAUGUACCGUUCUUCUCAAACGCAAGUGUCUGCCCAUCUCAGAGAAUUGACCUCCAGCCGCUGAGCAAAGGCAUUCGUUCACCAUUGGGAAGUGAUACCACAGACUCAGGUGAUUCGGAAAUGUAUGCAGAUGAGGAGUCAUUGUUCGACGAUCAGGAUGCCCAUGUCUAUAUUAGGCGAAAGUGGAAUGAGUCAACCAUCCAGCAGCUGGAGCACAUUUACAAGCAGGAACUAUACUCGCUUGUAGGUUCAAGGGUUCUCCAGCAUUGCAACCCACACCGGGAAUAUGGUACAUCAUCAAGUCAUGUUUCUGCCUGUUCCUUUCAAUCCGGCCCCAAAAACGGGACCUCUUCGGGGAAGAAGAGAAAACGGGAUGAUAUUUCCCACGAAGGCAAUCAUGGUGACCAUGAUGACAGUAACGAUGACGGUGAUGGCAGUCAAGAGCCCUCUAAGCGACUCAAAGCCUCGAAAUUAGAAGACCGAGCCUUACGGUUCGCUUGUCCCUUCUUCAAGCGUCAUCCAGAGAGCUUCCGAAUAUGUGGAAUGUCAGAUCACGAAAACUCAUCCCGGGUUAAGCAGCACAUAAGCCGCAAGCACCGUAUGCCCAUAUACUGCCCGAGAUGCUCGGAAACCUUCAAAGCAGAACAAGACAGGGACACCCACGUUCGUGAUGCCGACUGUCCCGUGGGACCCAAAGCCAACUUUAUUUGCGCAACAGCCGAGCAACUGAGGAAAUUGAGUAGAAGGAACGUUCAUCAGACUGAUCGAGACAACUGGAACGCCAUCUACAAAAUCCUGUUUCCUGACGAUCCGUUGCCUGAGAGCCCCUAUCUUGAUCCCUUCGUUUCAUACGAGGUCAAUCUCGUCCGCGAGGCUUUCCUAACUGCUGCCCCUGUCGCUGUCCGAACUGCUAUACAGCAUGUGAUUCCAGAAGAAUUAACUGAUACUCUGCAAGAGGAACUGGAGCGAAUCCUGCGGUCGACUCAUGCUGAGGUCUUUGACCAGAUCUUGCAUAGAAUGCGCGAGGAUCGAGAAUCCCCGCGAGUGGAUCGUACAACCACGCAAUCAUCGUCGCAAGUCAGAGUAUCGAGCACACCUGACUCUGGUAUUGGAAGCACCAUCAGAUCUGGAAGCAGCCAAGACGAGCCUGAGUUAACUCUAAAUAGCCAAGAUAGGCUGACAUCCUUCGGUAGUGGAUCAUUCGAUCUACAAAAUGACGGCUCCAUACCAUUCCUGCCACUGUUCCCGCAAGGAUUCGACUCAUCCGACUAUCAUAUGGGCCAUGUUCCACAAUCUCUCCCGGCUGGGAACUUUGGUGAUCUUUCCGAGUAUCUAGAACCUUCAGGUGACAGUUUUGUGACGGGUCAAUCUUGA